AUGUUUUCCAGUCGCAUCAAGGAAAGCGACCUCGAUCGAAGCCCUUUGCCCAUCCAGUCGACGGAAGUGCCCAGAAGGCCACUAUCUUGGGACCCAUGCGAGAUCGAGGAUGAAUGUGCGGUGGAAGAGCUCUUGGAUCUUCUUCAGGAUGCGAAGCUCGCGCCAUUUACAUCAUUUUGUAUCAGCGUGACGCCCUGGGAGGAGGCCAGAGAGCUCGAGGCCCUAAAGUUAGUGUUCGGCAUGCUCACGCAGCUCGGGAACCAGCCGGAGGUGCCUCCACUCCCACCUUUGCCUUCGAAGUUGGGUGUCCGCAGACCCUCGACCCUCGGAGCUAUCGGGAGCAAUAUGCCGUUGAAGAUCCCUAUGGACAUUGAAAUUCCUCCAACCGCCGACCGCAGCUUCACGUUUCCCACAGACCAAACUAUGGACCAUGUGGACAACGUGGAGCACAUGGGCCCCGCAGCCUUUGACCAGCUGGACUACAGGGACCUCCUACGUUCUCUGACCUUGGGUUCGACGGACUACGGCGAGACGGUGAGGUCCAUCUCCUUUGACAUGCCUGCCGGUAGAGGCUACGGUCAGAUACCUCCAGCUCCGCGUCUCCACCGCUUCCACGUGCGCGGCAAAGCUGAAGUCUUCGCCGAGGACGGGAGAUCAUUCACCAAGAAGCAGAAGGGCCGGUUGUCUCUGGUGUCGGAGGAUCGCGUGCACAAGAAAGGUGUGGAGAGGUACCAGGUCUCCUUUUUCUCCGGGGAACUAAGCCGGGCAGAUGGCGUUGGUAUCAUCUUCUCUUCGCACCUGCCGAAGAACUCCGACAUCCAGCAAAUCGUGUCAGUGUUUCUGAACCGCACUGGCCGCCUCUGCAGCCGCGUGAACCAGCGCGUAAUCCGCAUUGCCUCCACGCUCCCGCAAAUCGAGCUGGGGGAUGUCAUUGAGGUGGAAAAUGACAUCGACAUGCGCUGCGCCACGUUCACCAUUUGGUCCGCGUCUGGCGCUGCCCCUGCCACGACAGUGGUCAGCUAUGUGCAGGUGGCAGAACAGCUGACGGCGACGCCGGGCCAGUCUAUUCCUGGCCACCUUGCCGUAGUCGCACCUUCGCUCCGUUUGGUGAUGUUGUUUAUUGGGGCCCAAAACCACGUAUAG
Messenger RNA from Symbiodinium necroappetens, 1143 nucleotides. The record is from the annotation of a GenBank genome assembly. Lineage: Eukaryota; Dinophyceae; Suessiales; Symbiodiniaceae.